This is a messenger RNA of Ruditapes philippinarum (Manila clam), 5271 nucleotides long. RefSeq lists its product as uncharacterized. The record is from RefSeq and is a predicted model, not a curated record. NCBI's taxonomy places the organism in Eukaryota, Metazoa, Mollusca, Bivalvia, Venerida, Veneridae. Gene Ontology annotation, molecular function: nucleic acid binding; zinc ion binding. The transcript is spliced from 2 exons. Bases 1 to 5271 code for a protein of 1756 amino acids. Gene Ontology annotation, biological process: DNA integration.
AUGUUGUCUUCAAAGAACCUUGUAUUUCCAUGCUCUGUUCUCAUUUUCGAUUGCGAAAAAGUUGUAGAAUUCCAUAGUUUGGAGAGAAGAGUGAGUGGACGAUUAGCUGCGAUAUACUUUAAUUCUCCCUAUAUCUCUAGGAUAGAGUCAAUAAAAAAGUCAAUAAUUACACAGGAAAAACUUACUAUUCAGUCUGAAAAAAUUGCAUUAGCUAUUGGAGACAGUGAUAGUGAAUUCUUACAAGUAGUCAUGGAUAAUGAUUCAGCCUUACAGGACAAAGCAAUGACUAUAGUUUAUAAACUUGAAAAUGUUCAAAAAGAUAUGAAAAGGCUUAAUGUAGAAUACAAACCACUAGAAAGUAAAGGAACAGAAACUGUAGUUCAGCAUAUGUGUGAGCUUCAAUUGAAACUACAACAGGAAUUCUUUGAAAAACAACAAAGAAGAAAUGAGGAGCAAAUGGAAAUACAACAAAGGUUCUUUGAAGAACAACAUGCUUUAAAACAUAAAAGUUCAAAUACAGUGAAAUUACCCAAAUUGGACAUGAUCUCAUUCAGUGGAAAUCGCCUUCAAUGGACGGAAUUCUGGGAUUCUUUUCGAAGUGCGAUACAUGAAAAUGACAAGCUUUCUCCUAUUGAUAAAUUUAAUUAUUUGAAAGGAAAAAUAGUAGGUGAAGCUAGAAGUGCCAUUGCUGGGCUGACAUUAUCAAAUGAGAAUUAUGAUAUAGCUAUUCAUAUUCUUCGUGAAAGAUUCGGUGACCUCCAGGAUAUAAUUGAUUUACAUUACAAAGGUAUAGUGAAUAUCUUACCACCGAAGAAUACUACAGAAGGAUUAAGAUUCUUUUUCGACAAGAUUGAGCGUCAUUUACGGAGCUUAGAAGUGAUGAAUGAAAAUUUAGACCAACAAGUGUUUGUGUCUAUGAUUAGAAGCAAACUUCCCAGUGAAGUUCUUCUUCAACUUGAAAUACAAAAGGGUGCUGAUACUAAAUGGUGUAUCAAAACGUUACGUGAUUUGCUUCGUAAUUACAUAGUUUCUAGGGAAAAAUCUGACAAACCAAAGUCUUUGAAUGACUCUAGUCAGUAUGUGAAUAAGCAAACAAAUCCUCAUACGAAUAGACAUACGAGCAUGUCAAAUCGUUAUAAAAGCCAGCCACAGACAAACUAUUCUGGAGGAGCAUUAGUUGCGAAUGAGAAAAGGAAAGUUUUACUUCCAUCAGCGACGAUAUGCAGAUACUGUAGAAAAAAUCACUGGAGUGAUGAAUGUAAUAGAUACAAAACUAUUGAAGAAAGAAAGUCAAAGUUAAAAGGAUGCUGCUUUAGAUGUUUAAGAGAAGGGCACACGUCUUCUGACUGUAGAAGUAGUAGAAUAUGUGUAUACUGUGACAAAUCAAAUGUACAUCUUCGAAGUCUUUGCCCGAAAAGGUUUAAAGGAGCUGUAAGGAGAGAAACAGCUAUUGUUUCGAAAGAAACAAUACAAGACAAUAUUGAAACAAACAUACCCAAGCCAGAUUAUAUAACUGAAGAAAAUGCAAUGAUAUCUUCAGGAGAAAUGGUUCUCAUGCAGACAGCUAGGACAGAAAUCUUGAAUUCUCAUAAUAAUAAACGAGCUGAAGUGCGAAUCUUAUUAGACUGUGGAUCACAAAGAACAUAUAUUACGGAAAAACUAGCAGAGAAACUUAAGUUAAAAAAGGAAAAGAUGGAAGAAAUUAAGUUGGUGACCUUUGGUAGCAAAGAUGUAAAGACAGUUCACACACAUUCGACAACGUUACAGCUAAAAUUAAAGAAUGGAGAACAUAUGAGUAUAAGUGCAAACAUUGUUCCUGUCAUAAGUGGAACUAUUCAAAGGAGACAAAUAAACGUUCUAGGAAAAGAUGGCAUCAAGGACAUAAUUCAUAGUGUAGACCUAGCAGACAAUAUUCCAAAGGAAAAUGAAUUUUCAAGUGUUGAGUUAUUAAUAGGAAACGACUUCUAUCUUGAUAUUGUUCUCCCACAAAGAAUAGAAAUUCAAUCUGGAUUAUAUCUACUUGCAUCCAAGUUAGGCUGGCUACUUACAGGAAGAACUGAUGAAAACUCUGACGAAACUGGAAGUGAAACAAAUUUGUUGAUUUUAACAUACGGAGAUUGCCAGACUACAACAAAAAUAUUUCAAUCUACUGAUUCUUCGCUUCCUUUGAAACCAGAACUUGUAGAUCUUUGGAAUACAGAAGCCAUAGGUGUAGUUGAAAAUAAAGAGACAUCUGAAGACAAAGAGGUCAUGGAAGGUUUCAAAGAUACUUUGAAAUUUGAAAACGGAAGAUAUUAUGUCACCUGGCCGUGGAAAGAAGAGAGAAAGGAAUUGUUGCCAGUUAAUAAAGAAUUGUCAUUCGGACGGUUAAAAUCGUGUGUCAAAAGGUUAAGAAACAAACCAGAACUGUUGGAGAAAUAUGAUUCUAUUAUUCAGGAGCAAUUAAGUAAAGGUAUUAUAGAAGAAGUGAAUGAUACCAAAGGUGAUUUGAUACAUUAUAUACCACAUCAUGCAGUGAUAAAUCCACAAAAAUCAACAAAGGUACGAGUAGUUUAUGAUGCUUCAUCAAAAUGUAAACCAGAAUAUAGCAGUUUAAACGAAUGUUUACAUCGAGGACCGGUGAUGCUUCAUGAUUUAUGUGGACUUUUGAUGAGAUUCCGCCUACACAAAAUAGCUAUUAUAGCAGACAUCGAAAAGGCAUUUUUACAAAUAGGUUUGCAAGAAAGUGAACGUGACGUGACAAGAUUUCUGUGGUUAAAAUCAUGUGAAAAACCAAGUACUGACUUGAAAAAUAUUCAAGAAUUUAGAUUUUGUCGAGUUCCGUUCGGCGUGAUCUCGAGCCCAUUUCUACUAGGUGCCACUGUGGAGAGUCAUUUAGAAAGAUAUGAUACAGAUGUAGCUAACAAGAUAAAAAAUGACAUCUAUGUUGACAACGUUGUGACAGGAGUAAAAACAGAAACUGAAGCUAUUGAACUAUAUUUGAAAUCCAAACAAAUAUUCAAGGAUGCCUCCAUGAAUCUUAGAGAAUGGCUUACAAACAGUGAUAAAGUAAAUUCUUCAAUAGCAAAAGAAGACGGAACUGAAAUGAAAGAUACUGGUGUCCUUGGUCAUACUUGGAAUCCUAAGUCUGAUACACUUUCAAUAAGACAGCCUAGGAUACAAAGUGAAAAUAAUUUGACAAAAAGAUUUGUUCUCAAGGUGAUUGCAUCAGUUUUUGAUCCGUUGGGAAUGCUUUCACCUGUAUUGCUUAAAGGUAAAUUAUUGUUACAAAACCUCUGGAAACAAAAUCUCUCAUGGGAUGAUGUGAUAAAAGAUGAAAAAUUUAAAGAGGCGUGGUCAGAUGUCAGAUUAGACAUAUGCAAAAUCUCAGAGUGUUCAUUUCCAAGGUGUCUAUCAAUGGAAAGAAAUGAAAACAUUACCUACAAUUUACUGUGCUUUUGUGAUGCAUCAACGAAGUCGUACGCUACUACUAUCUAUCUCCAUCAGAAAUGUGGUAGUGAAGUGAAAGUCGACCUCGUGUUUGCAAAAACACGACUAGCACCUGUUAAAACAAUGACAGUGCCUCGAUUAGAAUUGAUGGGUGUUUUGACAGGUGUAAGGUGUUUGAAAUUUGUAGAGGAGCAAUUAAAAUUGGAGAUUGAAGGAUCAUACAUUUGGACGGAUUCACAAUGUGUGAUAGGAUGGUUACAAACAACUAAAAAGUUACCUGUGUUUGUGAGUAAUCGAAUCAGAGAAAUAAAAUCAUAUGUUACAACAAAGAUAAGUUACGUAAAAUCAAAAGAAAAUCCAGCAGAUGUUGCAACAAGAGGAGCAACAAUACAUGACUUACGCAAUAACAAACUUUGGUGGUAUGGUCCUCAUUGGCUUUCAGAAUAUUUCGAAUUGUCCUCCGAAACAGCGAAGAGUUUAAAUGAAGAUCCAAAUACGGUUUCUGAGAGCAAACAUGUCGUGGAAAGUAACUCCGAAAACUUUGAAACUGAAUUUCUUGAUGAAGAAAAUCUGUCGAUUGCAUGUACAAUUAAUGAUCAUGACAAUAUUUGUGCUCCAUUUGGGAUAGACAGUACCAAGUUUUCUUCUGUUGACAAAUUGAUUCGUACUACUGCUCUUGCCUCACGAUUCAUUAAGAAAAUUAAAAAGCAAAAGUGUGAAAACCAGUCGUUAACAUCUCAGGAAUUGGAAACGUCGGAAAAUAUGUGGAUCCUAUACCUACAACGAAAAAAUUUCAGUGAAACUAUCUGCGGUAUAUAUAAUCAGAAAAGAACUACCCUACAAAGACAGUUAGGUCUGUUUAUUGAUCCUAAAGGAAUCUUGAGGAGCAAGGGAAGACUUGAAAAUGCAGGAAUAACUGAAGGAGCGAAACAACCGAUCUUGCUUCCGCGUAAUGAGUGGUUUACCUAUCUGAUAAUAGAAAAGGUACAUAAACAAAAUUGUCAUUGUGGAGUUUCUCAAACACUUUCGAAAAUUCGAUAUAAAUUUUGGAUUCCUAAAGGACGUUCAGUUGUUAAAUCAGUGUUAGGUAGGUGUUCGACCUGCCGUUAUUUUGAAGGCGGGCCAUACAAGAUGCCUGCAUUUGCGCCUUUGCCACCUUCCAGAGUUCAGGAAGCACUUCCUUUCUCUAGAGUUGGACUUGACUAUUUUGGUCCGCUGUCGAUAAAAACAAAAGAAGGACCCAAGAAAGUAUGGGUGUGCCUUUUUACGUGUCUCCUUAUCAGAGCUAUUCAUUUGGAGCUUGUACAAGACAUGUCUACGGAGGAAUUCUUACUAGGAUUCAAACGAUUUAUAUCUCAAAGAGGAACACCUGCAGAAAUUAUUAGCGAUAAUGCCUCUCAAUUCAAGGCAGCAAGUCAAACAAUAAAUAGUAUAUGGCGAAAUGUGUGCCAAAGUCAUGAAGUGCAAUCUUACGUAGCCAAUACUAGAAUCAAAUGGAAAUUUAUUGUGGAAUUAGCUCCGUGGAUGGGAGGAGCAUACGAAAGAUUAGUUGGAAUCGUAAAACGAUCUCUUCGUAAAUCUCUAGGACAUAAAUUCCUGACCUUAGUACAAAUGCAAACAUUGUUGAAAGAAGUAGAGGCAACAGUGAAUUCAAGGCCGCUUGUAUAUGUCACCGACGACAUUAACUCGAAUAUUACACUUACACCUAACCAUUUUUUGAGCCUUAACCCGAACUUGGGCAUUCCAGAAAUGGAGACAAAAGACAAAGACAUUGAUUAUUCACCUAGUGAAUGCACAAGUGAUAAAUUACUAGCAAUAUGGAAAAAGGACAAAAUAUUUUAA